Messenger RNA from Propithecus coquereli (Coquerel's sifaka), 1044 nucleotides. Its product is annotated as putative P2Y purinoceptor 10. Gene Ontology annotation, cellular component: membrane. The transcript has a single exon. Gene Ontology annotation, molecular function: G protein-coupled receptor activity. Bases 1 to 1044 code for a protein of 347 amino acids. Lineage: Eukaryota; Metazoa; Chordata; Mammalia; Primates; Indriidae. Gene Ontology annotation, biological process: positive regulation of Rho protein signal transduction; phospholipase C-activating G protein-coupled receptor signaling pathway. The record is from RefSeq and is a predicted model, not a curated record.
AUGGGAAGUAACAGCACAAACAGUACAAGAGCAAAGUGCCCUGAUCUUCAAAUGCCAUUUCAGUACUCCCUCUAUGCAACCACCUACAUCCUCAUAUUCAUUCCUGGUCUUCUGGCCAACACCACGGCCUUGUGGGUUCUAUGUCGCUUCAUCAGCAAGAAAAAUAAAGCCAUCAUUUUCAUGAUCAACCUCUCUGUGGCUGACCUUGCUCACGUGCUGUCCUUACCCCUCCGGAUUUACUAUUACAUCAGCCACCACUGGCCUUUCCAGAGGGCCCUUUGCCUACUGUGCUUCUACCUGAAGUAUCUCAACAUGUAUGCCAGCAUUUGCUUCCUGACAUGCAUCAGCCUUCAGAGGUGCUUCUUUCUGCUCAAGCCCUUCAGGGCCAGAGACUGGAAACAUAGGUAUGAUGUGGGCAUCAGUGCUGCCAUCUGGGUCAUCGUGGGGACUGCCUGUUUGCCACUUCCCAUUCUGAGAAGCGCUGGCUUAUCCAACAACACGGAAUCCUGCUUUGCUGAUUUAGGGCUUCACCACAUUAGUAUGACUUCCUCCAUUGGCAUGGUAACUGUAGCUGAACUUGGAGGGUUUGUAUUGCCUGUGGUAAUUAUUACUUAUUGCACAUGGAAAAUGAGAAAAUCUUUAAGAGAAUUUCAAGUUCCUCCUCGGAAUACCAAAGAGAGAAAAAAGGCUUUGAGAAUGGUCCUGAUGUGUGCAGUGGUGUUUAUUGUGUGUUUCACCCCUUACCACAUCAACUUCCCAUUCUUCAUGUUGGUGAAACAACAUGUCUUUUCAAAUUGUUCCUUUAUUAAGAGCACUCUAUGUUUCCACAUUAUUUCCCUGUGUCUUGCAAAUCUGAAUUGUUGUCUUGAUCCCAUUGUAUAUUAUUUUAUGACUUCAGAAUUUCGUGAUCAAUUUUCAGAACAUGGCAGCUUGUAUUUUCAGUCAUGUGUGAGAUGCAAGGACAGUGCUUUGGAAAUCCAUCAGAGGAAGGAAGAUCUUCAAACUAUCUCUCUCGAAUGUUUGGAUGAUUCCAAGACAAUGUAA